Molecule: messenger RNA, 675 nt
Organism: Rotaria sp. Silwood2
Lineage: Eukaryota; Metazoa; Rotifera; Eurotatoria; Philodinida; Philodinidae
Source: the annotation of a GenBank genome assembly
AUGCCUCGAUUUGACUGCAGUUAUUUUGGACGCAAAUGGGAGAAAUCUGAUAGUGCAUAUAUGGCAUAUGUGUCUUACUUACAUAUGGAAAAAACUUACAGACAACCUGCUCAAUCUGAAUCUGUAUCAAUCCCAACCGAAAACAUGACUGAAGAACCAAUAGCAAUACAGCGCAAUCCAAUUGCUAUAAUUGCAGACGAAAACUAUGCAGAUCUAAGCGACUCUGAUACUAUAGCUGGAGAGAUACUCGGAGAAGAAGAUUCUUAUGAUUCACCUGAGGGAGAAGAACCUGGCGUUUCUGAUAAUGAUGAUGCAUCAUCAGUAGCAUCAUCAAUAUAUCAACGAAGAAGUAUCAUUACCACACCGGGAGAUCUUACAUUACCUAUAUCUCCUAAUGUACAGUAUAGACCUAAUAAUAGUCAACAACGUUUAACAAAUCCGUCAACUACAAGAGCAGCAGAUGAGCAAAGAUUAGCAUGUACAUCGGAGCGUGAUCACCGUGAUUCCAAAAGAAACUUGGAUCACGUUUCAACUCUUCCUGAACAACAGCCGCUAAUGUCAUCGGCGCACAUGGAUAGUGAAGAAGAAGAUAGGCCACCAAAACUUCCUUUGAAAACUUACAAAACGACUGACAUAGAAUCACGCGAUAAUCACUUCAAUUCCAGUGAUGUCUAA